AUCAACCUGGAUCAACCUGGGAAGGUCGGUGUCCAUCUGUCCAUUGUCAUUUGUCAUUGAUCGCACAAUCCACUAUACCUUUAUAAAAGGAUUUAUUAUUAUUCGCGGAAAUCUGUCUCUCUCUCAAUGUGACGAGGUUCGCACGUGGUUUAUCUUUCUAGCUAAGAAACAAUGCUUCUUGCAGCACUCAAAGAGAAAUAGGGAUCUCUGUCAUGACAUUAAUUAUAAUACCACUGCUAUAUUAUAUUCCAAAAUAAUUUCUUAAGUGAGAAUAUCGAGAAAGCAGAUGAGAAGCUGUUGCUCUAUUAAACGGCGAAAAUGCCGAUCGGCGUAUUUCCAGCCCUUAAAUUGGGCGUACUUUUUAUCAAACAAAUCAGUAAACCUUUAGCCAAAUUUCUCGUCACUCAAGCAAAGAAUCAUCCAAUAUUUAGGACUUACUUUAUCAUGCCACCUGCUCAAUUUUAUCAUUGGGCGGAAGUAAAAGCAAAGAUGUAUAUCAUGAAUCUUGGUAAGCCUACAAAGGUGGCAAAACUGAACGAAACUAUGGCUAUUGAAUUGGGUGCUAAUUUAAUGGGCGAGUUGAUUAUUUUCGGCGUAGCUGGUGGAUGUGUAAUAUUGGAGUAUAAUAGACAAGUCGCAAAAGAGACAAAAAAAGAGGAGCUCCGUCAGAUGCAGAUACAGAAGUUUACAGAUGAUAUUCAGGCAUUGUACAAUACUACUUUGCAACAGGAAGCUCGAAUCCAUUACCUACAAAGUGCGAUCGGUGAAUUGGCCAAGCAUACAAAGCACAAGUUACCUGAACCUGUAUUGCAGCAAAUAAAUAACAAUGAUGAUAAUUUAGAGGAUAAUAUGAAGAAGAGUUCUAAUAAAAAUAGUAAAAAUACAACAGAAGCCAGUACAGAAAGCGAAAGCAGAUCGUUGAUAGAGCGUGCUAUAACCUAUUAUAAAGAAUUAAAAAUGGAUAAAAUUAGUUAAACGUUUUAUAUUUCUCUUUGAAAUACAUCACUUAGGAAGAUAAUCUGAGAUACAAAUAUUGACUGCUGCUGGUAUUAAAAAAGAUGCAUUCGUAACAAAAUGUACAUAAUAACAAUUUUUUUUUGCGCUA
This is a messenger RNA of Formica exsecta, 1105 nucleotides long. RefSeq names its product optic atrophy 3 protein homolog. The coding region runs from base 319 to 975 and encodes 218 amino acids. Gene Ontology annotation, biological process: regulation of lipid metabolic process. The record is from RefSeq and is a predicted model, not a curated record. The transcript is spliced from 3 exons. Lineage: Eukaryota; Metazoa; Arthropoda; Insecta; Hymenoptera; Formicidae. Gene Ontology annotation, cellular component: mitochondrion.